AUGUCCACUCUUCUAUCAUCACAUCUCGAACAAAUCUCUCUCUGCGCAACGUCCAUUGCGGAACUUCCCUUUCCGGGCCCCAAGAUUUUCACAAAUGCCUUGUUGGGAAGGCACGAAAUUACAUCCCUCAUCCGAGAUACGGAACUCCACGAGCGCGCUCUCUUCCAUCUGGCCGCCCCUGCAAUUCCAGGGAAGACGUCUGGAACAGAAUAUGCCCCUGGUGCCGGCAACUCUGCGCCAGUUUCAACCGCUGCUCGUCGACAAACAAUGUAUGGCGCCGGCGGCCGGCAACCUAAGAACAAAGCGGUCGCUGCGGUGUUGGGAGGCGACCUCUACCGCCGGACGCGUCGGGACGAGGUGACCACAGGUGCGGCUCGACAGAAGGGAGAGGUCGAUGUGGAAGUUCUCCUCGAAGGAGCGGAACGUCUGGCGGCGGUAUAUCCCAUCCCCGGCGCAACGGAGAAGAUCGCGCAUUUGCGGAGAAGACACCAGCAAUUGCUUUCGAAUGUCGCGCACUACGAGGGUCGGGUUGACGAACAGACUCGCGAACUAGAAAGAAUCAACGGUCCUUCUUCGAGAUUCGAGAAUGAUGAAGACGACGAUGAUGAUGAGAAAAUGUGUGAUGAUGAUGAUUAUGAUGGUCAGGAAACGACGGUUAAUGCUAUCGUUGUGACGAAAGAAGAUCUCGACCGCGAGGAAGCGGAGAUUCGUGAGCUUGAAGCGAAGAAGAAGGCACUCGAGGAGAGGGUCUCAGGUAUGGAGCGCGAUCUUGGCGGAUUGAUGCGAUGA
This is a messenger RNA of Dissoconium aciculare CBS 342.82, 789 nucleotides long. Its product is annotated as DASH complex, subunit Spc34. Bases 1 to 789 code for a protein of 262 amino acids. The transcript has a single exon. Gene Ontology annotation, cellular component: DASH complex; spindle microtubule. The record is from RefSeq and is a predicted model, not a curated record. Gene Ontology annotation, biological process: attachment of spindle microtubules to kinetochore. NCBI's taxonomy places the organism in Eukaryota, Fungi, Ascomycota, Dothideomycetes, Mycosphaerellales, Dissoconiaceae.